AUGCCAGUCAUUCCGGCGGAUCAUCAUGGCGAACAUUUACAAAACCUUUCAGAAGCUGAAUGGGAAGGUGGAGAGCAAGCGUUACCAUCGGAUUUCCUGAAUCUGUUGAGAGAUGAUGACCGUAUUCAAGUGUUUGCUGCUCCAGAAAAGGCCGCUGAUUAUCAAAUGAAACUUGAGGAGCGACGACGACAAAGACGUCUUGCAAAGCUUAGUAGGAAAAUGGAAGCAGCCAUGGCAAAAGGACCUAGACCAAUAGAGUCAUUCGGAGAAUUAGUGGAUGAAAUCACAAAAAUGCUGAAUGAAGACAAACAACAAAAUUGCGGCGUAAAGGUUCAUAUAUCAGUGAAAGUUAUUGGACCAAAUGGUAAGCAGUAUGCGGCGACUACAGUAAGCACAGCAAAAUGA
This is a messenger RNA of Cooperia oncophora, 405 nucleotides long. NCBI's taxonomy places the organism in Eukaryota, Metazoa, Nematoda, Chromadorea, Rhabditida, Trichostrongylidae. The record is from the annotation of a GenBank genome assembly.